Messenger RNA from Penaeus chinensis, 775 nucleotides. RefSeq names its product LHFPL tetraspan subfamily member 2a protein-like. Lineage: Eukaryota; Metazoa; Arthropoda; Malacostraca; Decapoda; Penaeidae. The coding region runs from base 62 to 775 and encodes 237 amino acids. The transcript is spliced from 8 exons. The record is from RefSeq and is a predicted model, not a curated record.
GCGACCUAAGGAGUGCACGCCUGUUACACGUCCUUCGUCUUUCCCCGUACCUCCCAGAGAAAUGUGCGGCUUGGUGGUGAUAGCAACGCGCUGGUGGCUGGCGUGGCUCCUGGUGUCCGUGGCUUGCCUGAUGGCGCUGCUGGGGGCAAACCUCUCGCCCUCGUGGCUCUUGGCUCCCCCGUACGACGACCACUCCGCUGAGGCCGACCUCCUGAAGGGGUCCGCGGCGGGGCAGCCUGUGAUGUGCGCGGAUGGGACGCGGGUCUCCGAAGUCGCAGGGUGCAAGCCAGUGUCUGAGCGCCCGUCCAUAGGCCUGUGGAUCCGAUGCGUGUUUAUGAAAGCCUACUUGAAGCCUGCCCUCCACUGCGGCGUCUAUGCGACCAGAGUGUCCGAUCUGCCCCCAGCACAGGUGGCAUCCUUGAUAGCAGUCGUAGCAGCGACGGCAAUAACGACGCUCACUUGUUUUGCCAUCUUCUCGGCCACCUGCGUGCGCGUCAUCAGGGGGCGCAGCUGGUUCACUACCAUCGGCACGAUACAGGCCGUCGCCGGGUACAAAAGGAAAAUCAUGAAUCAUCAGAGCACUGAUAAACAGGUUUGGCUUGUUAUAGGAAUCUCAUUUAAAUUCUUUAUUGCAAGUGUAAUUACAUGUAACAUGCACAGUCAUAAGGCUUCUCAAUCAACUGUUUGCUAUAUUGUUACAAACCAUUAUACUGUCAAUUUUGAAGAGAGUCUUCAAUUUUGCAGUGUAGCAUAUCCUUUACCAGUAUCUGGUUAA